Messenger RNA from Spodoptera litura, 1698 nucleotides. RefSeq names its product amnion associated transmembrane protein (gene Amnionless). Gene Ontology annotation, cellular component: apical plasma membrane; endocytic vesicle. Lineage: Eukaryota; Metazoa; Arthropoda; Insecta; Lepidoptera; Noctuidae. The record is from RefSeq and is a predicted model, not a curated record. Gene Ontology annotation, biological process: receptor-mediated endocytosis; intracellular protein localization.
CGACACUUUAUUUAGGACGGUCAUGAAAUUCCCAAGUUUCAAUUAAAUAAAACACGCCCACAGUGACAACGCGGACACACGGCACUAAUCAUGCCAGUAAUUAACCCAACAAUGCGUUCAACUGAUUAACAUGAUUCAAAGUGUAAAUCUACACUCAAAUAACGUUGAUUUGUGAUUGCAUGUGUCACGAACAUCAAACAGAACAGACAUAAUAAACGAGCAGACAUCAUUUAGUGUCACAUUACACUCUGGACGAACAAAAUUGGCAUUCAUUAACAUACGCCGGUCCCAACAUGUCACCGAUUGUGGCUCUUCAUUGUCUCGUUAUUUUCGGCACAAGUUUAAUAUCAGCCACCACCGUCACGUGGCUCCCGAAUUCAAGCUUCAAGUUACCGGACAGUUUCAAAGAUCGGAAACUUCCUUGUUCUAAACAAACAGUUGUGUUCCCACAGACGAUUGUCGGCUCCGUAGAAAUUGCAUCCGAGACUAAAGUUGGAGGAUUCAUCUUACCAGAAGACGGCGAACUGAUUUUAGAGGGCUUGUUAUCUUUUGGCGCAGAUCCUGCAGAUACUAACUGCACUGAAGGGAACGCCUACUACAUAGAUAAAACAGGAUCUUCGUGGAACCAAGCAGAUGUCUGGAGCUCUCCUAAGUUCAACAAAGCAACUCCUGACUCGGAUAGAAUACCGUGCUUUAACGAUAUCGUGGUAUUUCCAAAGGAUACAAAGACAACAGUGACUUUACCGUCAUUAACGCAGUAUGUCAAAGAAAUUAGAAUUGGAAACGACAGUUUUACUAAUACUGCAGAGUUUAGAGACCAUAUAACUUUGCAUAUGCGAGACGACACACAACAGUUUGUUGUAAAUGACUAUUCAGUGAUUGGUGUGACGAUCGGUCAUCCCAUGCGUUGUUCGCAGUUCGGAUGUGCGUGCCAAAAUAUUCCUUUGGAAAUAGAUUGCUCAGCUAAGUUUUGCCCAAAACCGGAAUGUGUGGAACCAAUCAAACCUCUCGGGUUUUGUUGCGAUAUCUGUGGCGGCUACUUAUUGUUCGAUGCGGACGAAGGAUUCGACAUGAAAACGUUUGGGGAGCUCGUUGAAGGCAUUGCCGGUGAGAGCGGAAAGAACGAUAUCGAAUAUUACAUCGGGUUUACGCCGGAAAUUCCUUUUAGAAGAAUUCAACUCGUGGUAGUCGACAAAGGUGAAUACGAAGGGUCUAGUGCGGAAAUCAUCAAUUCUAUUAGCUAUGCUCUCCACGAUCAUUGGGUGAAAGGGCACAAGGUUGCUCAGAUAAGCGGCAGUCCUUUGUAUAAGGCGGGUUUGGGCGGUAAAAUCUUUGUGUCCAUGUUUUUCGCUGUGAUUUUAACAUUGGGAGCUUUGUACGUGUACUAUUAUAAGAUCCCGGAGCUACGGAUCCCGAUAGUGUCGAGACAUAUGCCUGCUGGUAUAUUCUCAAGGUUCGACAGGAGGUCUGACAGUGUAGUGAGUUUAACGAGAAGAGACAGUGUGAUCAGUGCCGCUUCUAGAAGUAAUACUGCGUUCAGGAAUCCGCUGUACAACUCUAAAAGGGGGCGUGUCCAAGUGACUGAGUCUGCAUCGGUAGCGGAAGAGUAAUUUAUGUGAGAUUGUUAUAAGUAGGUACAUUUAGAGGUAGAUGUUAUUUUUAUAUAUAACAUAACAUAACAUCACGCCUUUUACCCCC